Molecule: messenger RNA, 2682 nt
Organism: Bursaphelenchus okinawaensis
Lineage: Eukaryota; Metazoa; Nematoda; Chromadorea; Rhabditida; Aphelenchoididae
Source: the annotation of a GenBank genome assembly
AUGGGCAAAAAAGGUUGUGUUAUUGCCACUGGAAUUGUGGCCAUUUUGUUGUUAAGUUUGGCCGUAGUACUAUUGGUACUCUUUCCGUUCUUGAUCUACCCUUACUUGGUGCGGAACCAGAUCGAGAUCAAACAAGAUGAGAGCGGAAUGUUCGCCAAGCCUACUUACUAUUGGGCGCGGCCGCCGGCUAAAGAGUACUUAAAGUUUAACAUGUUUAAUGUUACUAAUGCUCAAAAUGUAACCUUUCUCGGGUUGAAAGUAAAGGUUGAGGAAAAGGGACCAUAUGUAUUUCGGUAAGAACAGUUUUGACUAAACAGAGACGUGCAAUAUCAAUAUAAAGAAGUAACGUAUCUAACUUUAGACAACGAGAUACGAAACAAGAAAUAAACUUUGGACCGAACAGUGAUGUCAACUACAAAGUGUCGAAACAAUGGGUCUUCGAUGAGAAAAUGUCAUGUGAAAGUUGUACUGACCAAGAUACUGUAUAUCUGCCAAACCUUUCACUCGCUGUAAGUUGUCAAUAAAAGUGUCAUUUUCUGAUUUAGACAUUAAGAAGACUGCUGUUUGAGAAUGUCCACUUGACUGACACUCAACUUCUGAUGGCCGACUUGUCGUCUUUGUUGCUAGGUGUAUAUCCCUAUAGGUGAGCAUCUCAUAACAGUACUUUCGUUUAUACAUAAAGAAUAGUGACAUAUUCAAAAACAUUUUGGAAUGUAUUAUGCGUAUCUUGUUGUAAAAUUUCAGAGAAGUAAAAGUGAUGGACACUUUAUUUUGGGGUUACACUGAUGCGAUGGUCGAUUUCCUGAACAGUCGAUUGAAGAAUGACCUCGAGAAGUAUCUGGGGAAACCAAUUUUGGGCUUUGAAAGCCCACAAAUCGAUGUGUUAGGGUUCUUUCCAUGGUACAAUAACACUGACGAUGGGGUAUACGAAGCCUAUACUGGAGCAGAUGAGAUCCAAGACGUUGGCCUUCUGAAGUCAUGGGCUGGGAACAGCACGUUGGGCUGGUGGAACAGUGACUACGCUAACAAUGUGGAUAAGACUACAGGUAGGAUGAUGAGAUUACUAGACUAAAUAUGAACAGUAUGUAUAUUAAGAUGGAUAGUAAGGUGAUGUCUAUAAAGCUGAAGACACACCUAACUGCUAAUAAUUGUGUUUUCAAUAGCUACAAAACUCAAGUUGCGAUUUGUGGUGGUGCUUUAUUAUUACAUAUAGAUAAACAAAAAAAAUGAAAUUUGAUUGCAAAAAGUUUCUUAUCGCAAGUUCAAACCUUGAUCACUUGGUACGAGACAAUCCUGUUUUUGAAAAUUAUGCAAAUUUUGAACAGUUUAACCAUAAGUUGUUAUUGAUCUCGAGUUUCUUAACAAACGUAAUCCGUCUGAUAAGAGAACAAAGUACAACAAUAGCUACAGCUUAUUUCUUUCUUAUUAUAAGCCCAUUACUAUUAGACAGCUUGACAAUAACUAAGUCACAUUGAGUGCUAAUACAUCCCUCAAAUCAUAUUAUUAAAAUCAGUUUACAGAUGGAGUAUUAAGUGGCAGUUUCCUCAAAGACGAGUCGCUGACAUUGUUCCAGUCAUUUUUGUGUCGCCAUUUUGCUUUGAAUAACGACGGAGAGAGUACGGUAGAAGGAAUCGACGCCAUUAAUUACAAGCCCGACCCCGACAGUUACAACGCUUUCAAAGAACAGUAUAAUGGGUAUGUUGUGCUGUGUUACUAUACUGUGGAUAAGUCUAGAAUCACCAAAAUAAGAAAAUUUUUUAAUUUUUGCUUGCUUUUUGUGACUGAUAAACUACAGUGUAAAGUAAAAAACUACAGGUACGUCUACAACAACGACGAAAGCACCGAUUUCUACCCGACCGUAUGCGAUGCCAAAAAGUGUGAAUUGGAAGGCUGUGACAGAUACUGUAACAACCGAACCGGCUCCUUACCUCCAGGCAUCCACCAACAUGUCUGUUUCCCUGGUCGAAGAAGAGAACUGCCAUUUUUGGCAUUCGAUUCCCUACCUCACUUCCUGAAUACUCCUCCAGAAGUUCAGAAGUCGAUAGACGGUCUGAAUCCGGAUUCAGAAAAGCACGAUAUCGGCAUGUUUCAGAUCCAACCGGUAAGACUUUAGUUGUGAAUGUUUGGAAGUGUAAUAUAGAAAACAUUUGCUUACUAUGAUAAUAUAGAUAGUAUUAUAUGAUCUGCAAUGCAAAAAUACAGUAAUCUGAAAGCAAAGUAAUUCUAGACUUGUGGAAGCACUUUGAAAGGUCAGUUCAGGAAUCAGUUCAGUAUCGCUGUUAUAAACGAUGACAAAAUAACGUAAGUCUACACUGAAACUUCAAAAACUAGGCCUAUUAAGCCAAUCAGCUGUAGGACCCUAGUAUAAGAUAAAUAAAAAAUUUGCAUUGCAAACAUGUAUAAUAUAAAGUCUCAUGUUUUCUCCCAACAAUAUAAUCAACCCUUACCCAUCCCCUCUGAUUACAACUUUUAAGAACCUUAAAACACACCAGAAACAACAUCGUGCCGUGCUUCUGGCUACAGUUGGACGUAACGUUAGAAGACUAUGCUUACGACUUCCUGAGGACGAACAUGACAAUUGUACCGUAUGUCGUGUUCUACCUUGGUAUCGCAGCAUGUGUGUUCGGAAUACUGGUCCCAGUAUCAGUGGGGCUGAUUUACAGGUAUCGUAAUAGGAAAUAA